Aspergillus alliaceus is the source of this 1361-nucleotide messenger RNA. RefSeq names its product D-mandelate dehydrogenase-like dehydrogenase. The coding region runs from base 1 to 990 and encodes 329 amino acids. Gene Ontology annotation, cellular component: cytosol. NCBI's taxonomy places the organism in Eukaryota, Fungi, Ascomycota, Eurotiomycetes, Eurotiales, Aspergillaceae. The record is from RefSeq and is a predicted model, not a curated record. The transcript is spliced from 7 exons. Gene Ontology annotation, molecular function: hydroxypyruvate reductase [NAD(P)H] activity; NAD binding; glyoxylate reductase (NADPH) activity.
AUGCCUUCCGCCCUGCUUAUCGGCGAGAUCACCCACGCCCGCAAAGAAUGGGAGGAACUGUCGUCGCUGUUGACGCUCAAGGAGUUUCCCACGGGUACCAGAGAGAACUUUAUCCGCAAUUGCAAGGAGGGCCAGUAUGAUGAUGUUGUGGUGAUUUAUCGGUCCAAUGCUUCUACAAAGUAUACUGGUCCCUUUGAUGCGGAGCUGCUUUCUGUUUUGCCGGGGUCUUUGAAGUAUAUUUGUCAUAAUGGGGCUGGGUAUGAUAAUGUCGAUGUUAAGGGAUGUACGGAGAAAGGAAUCGCCGUGUCCAGCACGCCCGUCGCUGUUAACCACGCAACGGCUGAUGUGGGCAUCUUCUUGAUGAUCGGCGCUUUGCGACAGGCCUACGUACCACUGUCUGCUCUCCGGGCGGGUCAGUGGCAGGGUCAGGCUACGUUGGGUCGUGACCCCCAAGGGAAGGUGCUGGGAAUCCUCGGAAUGGGCGGAAUCGGCAGGGAAAUGGCCAACCGCGCAAAGGCUUUCGGAAUGAAGAUCCAAUACCACAACCGGUCCCGACUAUCGCCAGAGCUCGAGGGCGAUGCUACAUACGUGUCGUUCGAUGAGUUGUUGGCGAGCUCCGAUGUGCUGAGCUUGAACCUCGCACUUAAUGCCUCGACCCGUCAUAUUAUCGGCGAGAAGGAAUUCCAGAAGAUGAAGGAUGGGAUUGUCAUUGUUAAUACCGCGCGUGGUGCGCUGAUUGACGAGAAGGCGCUAGUUGCUGCGCUGGAUUCUGGAAAGGUUCUGUCGGCUGGGUUGGACGUUUAUGAAAACGAGCCCGCCGUAGAGGCUGGUUUGGUGAAUAACCCUCGGGUGAUGUUGCUGCCACAUAUUGGAACCAUGACAUAUGAGACGCAGAAGGAUAUGGAGUUGUUGGUGUUGAACAACUUGCGCUCAGCUGUAGAAAAGGGAAAGUUGAUCACGUUAGUUCCGGAACAGAAGAAUGUCUGGUAGAAGAUUAGAUGCGAUAUUAUUUUAUGGAAUGAAAUAUUAAAGUUGUUUUCUUUUUCUCCCCUUUAAUGGAUUUUGAAAUAUCAGGUGUUGUAGUUGUGUGCAAUUGGUACAAGGUAUGAGUAGGAGUGGUGAGUAUGCGGUAGCUUCGUUGUUUAACACAAGACAACAACUAAUUACCAAGGACAGCGGUCGAGACUUGGCACUGAGCUGAGGGACUGAAUGGGUACUGCCGGGCGGUGUAGGCUUGCCUCUGACAGAGCUGGCCCUAAUCCGCUUUGGGCUCGCUAAAGGGUUAACCCUAGCGGGAAUGCCAAGAGCGAAAAAGCACACCACAACGAGACUUGCGAUCUCGAAGUUCCAGCGGCCGACCG